CGAAAAACAAAAACCCGCAGCGGCGUAGCCUCCAAAGAGAAAAGAUUCAUCGCUUCGUUUCCUUUUCCAUUCUCUCUCCCAAAUCGCAGAAAAAGGGUUUGGCAGAGGCUUAGGCAGCGGCAAUGGCGGGUCUUGAACCUCCAGUAGCGGUGGCACAAACCGAUGCGAAGAGCAAAGUCGAGGAGAAAGUGGAUUACACGAACCUCAGUUGCCCUAUUCCAUAUGAAGAAAUCCACCGAGAAGCUCUCAUGUCUUUAAAGCCUGAACUUUUUGAGGGUUUACGCUUCGACUUUACCAAGGGAUUGAAUUCAAAGUUUUCUCUUAGUCACAGUGUAUUGAUGGGGCCAACAGAAGUUCCUUCUCAGUCUUCUGAAACAAUCAAAAUCCCAACAGCACAUUAUGAAUUCGGUGCGAAUUUCAUUGACCCAAAGUUGAUGCUUAUCGGAAGGGUCAUGACGGAUGGUCGACUAAAUGCGAGAGUGAAGUGUGAUUUAACUGACAAGCUGACCAUGAAAGCUAAUGCUCAGCUCACAAAUGAACCGCAUAUGUCACAUGCAAUGUUCAACUUCGAUUACAUGGGGUCUGACUACAGGACCCAGUUUCAACUUGGAAAUGGAGCCUUAUUUGGAGCUAGCUAUAUCCAGAGUGUGACACCCUCCUUAGCUUUGGGUGGUGAGGUUUUUUGGGCUGGCCAACAUAGAAAGUCUGGCAUCGGUUAUGCUGCUAGAUAUGAGACAGAUAAGAUGGUCACCACUGGUCAAGUUGCUAGCACUGGUAUGGUUGCCCUGAGCUAUGUUCAGAAGGUCUCAGAGAAGGUUUCGCUAGCGACGGAUUUCAUGUACAAUUAUAUGUCGAGAGACGUUACAGCUAGUGUGGGCUAUGACUACAUUCUCCGACAGUGUCGGUUGAGGGGGAAAAUGGAUUCCAACGGUGUUGCAGCCGCUUACCUCGAAGAACGAUUGAAUAUGGGACUCAAUUUCAUUCUAUCUGCAGAGCUCGAUCACAAGAAGAAGGACUACAAGUUCGGAUUCGGGUUGACAGUCGGGUGACUUGACAACCUCUAAAAAAAGGCGUAAUAAUUUGUUUGGAAGUGCUCGAGAUCCCGAGAAAGAGAAAUUUUAUGUUAGAUUUUAAAUUGAUUCUCUUCUUCAAUUGUAGCUAUGUACUCUCUUUCGGUGAAACAUUGUUUUAGCCGUUGGAUUCGGUUAAAAUUUUUCCUCAUUUCCCUAAGAAUUCGAGUUUUAGGAUUUCUCAGAGCUGUUGAAGGUAUAAAAACAAACAAAUAUUUGCGGCUUAA
Molecule: messenger RNA, 1297 nt
Organism: Tarenaya hassleriana
Lineage: Eukaryota; Viridiplantae; Streptophyta; Magnoliopsida; Brassicales; Cleomaceae
Product: mitochondrial import receptor subunit TOM40-1-like
Exons: 11
Coding region: 123-1049 (308 amino acids)
Biological process (GO): protein import into mitochondrial matrix
Cellular component (GO): mitochondrial outer membrane translocase complex; mitochondrial outer membrane
Molecular function (GO): transmembrane protein transporter activity
Source: RefSeq, a predicted model, not a curated record